Capronia epimyces CBS 606.96 is the source of this 675-nucleotide messenger RNA. RefSeq lists its product as uncharacterized. The record is from RefSeq and is a predicted model, not a curated record. The transcript has 3 exons. Lineage: Eukaryota; Fungi; Ascomycota; Eurotiomycetes; Chaetothyriales; Herpotrichiellaceae. The coding region runs from base 1 to 675 and encodes 224 amino acids.
AUGAAGGUCGUCCUCUUCGGAAGCACGGGCUUCAUAGGCAAAGAAGUCCUCGACCUGUGUCUGAAAAGUCCCGCUGUAACCUCCAUCAUCGCGCUCUCGCGCCGUCAUCUCCCCGUCGACGGAGAAGGAGAAGGCGCCAAUCCCAAGCUGACUGUAGUCAUGGUUGAGGAUUUCAAGGUGUACCCCUCCUCUAUUUUAGAGCACCUGAAAGGGGCGGAUGCUUGCAUAUGGUCAAUUGGAACGUACAAUUGGGAUUCGACAGUCGAGUUGGAAUACCCCGAGGCUUUCCAGCAAGCACUGUUGAAGGUUUUGGAUGUGCAUGUCAACAAACCCUUCACAUACGUCUACCUUGGCGGCGCUUUCACCGAGCCGGACCAGGAGAAGACUCUGUGGUUCUAUACCAAAGGACGGCGUGUGCGGGGGCUUGCCCAGACCAAAUUCUUAGAGUUUGGAAGGCAAAAUCCCAGCGUGAAGACGUACGUGGUGAGGCCGGGAGGAGUUCUACCAGGAGACGGAAGUGGAUAUGCUUUGCUGGGUUGGUUGGUCCCAACCGUCUCGGUGCGGAGCCUGGCCGCGGUGAUGGUAGAUCUGGCCGUGAAUGGGGGGAGUGAGCAGCUGGUCAACAAUAAGGUCAUCGUAGAGAGAGGCAGGGAGUUGUUGAUGAACCAAAUGUAG